GUUGGAUAAGAUAGGAGUCGGAGACGAGUUGUGAGACAAAUCGAGCAACCAAAGCUUCGAAAAUGGCGAUGAGCUUCUCUUGCGCCUCAUCUUCCUGCUCUCCUUCCAUCACAUCCAUCUUUACCCACAAAAAAUCUCUUCCAGCAACACCAACUCCCUUCAGUUUUCUCUGUCAUUCUCUUCCUCAUUCAUAUUCUUCCCUCAGUUUCACUUCUCCUUCAUACCACAGACCAUUAUCUUCAUCCACGAUUGUUCCAAGGCUUUCCGUAACUGAAACUCCAUCUGUUGAAUCAGAAGCCGUUGCCGAAGAUUUUGUACCCGUGGAGUCACAGCCUGUCGAAGAAACCCCGCCGGAAUCGAAAGGGGAAGAAGUCUUCGCCGUUGUCAUGAUUGGGGGUCGACAAUAUAUUGUUUUUCCAGGGCGUUUUCUGUAUACACAGAGGCUCAAGGGUGCAAACGUUGAUGACAAAAUUAUUCUGAACAAGGUGUUGCUCGUUGGUACAAAAACUAGCACAUAUAUCGGGAAGCCCGUGGUGCCUAAUGCAGCUGUACAUGCAGUGGUAGAGGAACAGGGUUUGGAUCCAAAGGUGGUGGUGUUCAAGUACAAGAAGAAGAAGAAUUACAGGAGGAAUAUUGGCCACAGACAGCCAAACACUCGAAUUCGGAUUGUGGGCAUCACGGGGUAUCAAGAUUCCCCAGCAUCAACUCUCCCCUGAUUUAGGAACUGCGGUGACUUGUUUUAUUACAUCUUUGUACUUGAGAAAUACUUGAAUCAUUAGUGUAGUUUGUAUUUUUUGUUUUCUCUUUGAUGUAUGCUUUCUUUGCAAUCUACACAAAAUGAGGAUAACUGUCUCUAGUAUUUUGUAGUUGGUAAUGAUCUUACUUGCAUGA
Messenger RNA from Lactuca sativa (garden lettuce), 891 nucleotides. RefSeq names its product Ribosomal protein L21 (gene RPL21C). Lineage: Eukaryota; Viridiplantae; Streptophyta; Magnoliopsida; Asterales; Asteraceae. Gene Ontology annotation, biological process: translation. Gene Ontology annotation, molecular function: RNA binding; structural constituent of ribosome. Gene Ontology annotation, cellular component: ribosome. The record is from RefSeq and is a predicted model, not a curated record.